Botrytis cinerea B05.10 is the source of this 2198-nucleotide messenger RNA. RefSeq lists its product as hypothetical. The transcript has 2 exons. The record is from RefSeq and is a predicted model, not a curated record. Lineage: Eukaryota; Fungi; Ascomycota; Leotiomycetes; Helotiales; Sclerotiniaceae. The coding region runs from base 1061 to 2038 and encodes 325 amino acids.
GAUUAUGGUUGGCAAGCUUACCUGGAUUUAUCGUGUGUUGCUGGAAGGAUUGAAAGAGUCAGUUGCCAGUACAACGACGUCAGCUUUCAGUCUAUUCAAUACGCUACUUGGCAUCGGAACAUUAAUUCGCAAAGUUGCGCAUGUACCUUAUUCCACGGAAAACUCAAUUCCUCGCCUAAAGACUGGUGUACACUGCUGAAUUAGACCUUGAGGAGAACAAUUAGCGAAAAUGGUAAUACGAUGUACACAGCCACAGGUGUAUCAUAAGAUUCCAAGGCUUCAAAAACUUCAUCCGAUGCAUUAUACUUGGUACGCGGAGGUACAUCUCGAUUGAUUGAAAAACCAGAUGAACAAUGAUUCAAGGAGGUCGUGAACACUGGAGUCGACGAUAAAAGAAACGGAUUAUAGCUGCAUUCGAAACAUCAGGGGGAAACUAUUACCACACCAAGAUCGGAACAUUAGAUUAACGAGAUUGCGGCCACGCCUAUAGUUAAUCUAAAACGCUUCCAAGAGCCCCAAAACGUUUCGAGAUGCGGGUAAUCCUAGUCUCUUUUCUCCAAAUUCAAUCCGUUCAACCAAUUGAAUUAAUAUCGUCUUCUCCAUUUACAAACAAUAUUUGAUCCCUUUUGGAAGCGCUUGUAAUUAAGAGAUGAAAGUGGUAUGAGAACAGCAUCAUAGUCAAUAUAUUCUCGACUGCUUGGCACUCAGUGUCAACCAGAUGCCAAGGCUAUGAGGUACGGAUUAGAUACAUACAGAUUAUGGUAGGGCGUCUACCCAUAUCACUAUUGCGUGAAUGGGGUGCAAGGGUAUAAUUCAAAGUUUUAUAUAUUCCGACGACUUCGCUCUCCUCCUCGAUAUUUCUCUUUCAACCACAUCAAAGCAAGCCUUUGUACAUUCAAGCUCUAUCAUUCUCUUUUCGCUCUACCACACUCUCUUUUUGCUUUACGCAUUUACAUUCAUUCAGCUGGUCUAACAUCUCAAAUUCUUUUGAAUUUUUUUAUCAUUCUAUUGUCAAACUCACUCACUUUUUUCUCCAAAUCCCCAAAAAAUAUCAAUCAAGAUGUCUUUCUCUAAGCUCACCGCUUUCGCCAGCAUGGUUGCCGCAGUUUCUGCUCACGGAUAUGUUUCCGGUAUUGUAGCUGGAGGAACCUACUACCAGGGAUGGCUCGUCAGCAACGCAUACCAAACCCCACAACCCGAUUCCAUCGGCUGGGCUGACCAAAACCUCGAUCUCGGAUUCACAGCACCAUCUGCUUAUGCCACUGGUGAUAUCAUCUGUGCUAAGGAGGCUACCAACGCUGCUCUCUCAGCUAAAAUUGCCGCUGGUGACACCAUUGAUUUCCAAUGGACUGUCUGGCCCGAAUCCCAUCACGGCCCAGUCAUCACCUACCUUGCCAACUGCAACGGAGACUGUGCUACUGUUGACAAGACCACUCUUGAAUUCUUCAAGAUUGACGAGGGUGGAUUGAUUGACGACGCCACUGUUCCCGGAACCUGGGCUUCCGACAAGAUGAUUGCCAACAACAACACCUGGACUGCUACCAUCCCAUCCGAUAUCGCUCCUGGAAACUAUGUCGUUCGUCAUGAGAUUAUUGCUCUCCACAGUGCCGGCUCCGAGGACGGUGCUCAAAACUACCCUCAAUGUAUCAACUUGGAAAUCAGUGGUUCCGGUACCCUCGCUCCUGAGGGAACUCUCGGUGAGGCUCUCUACACUCCUACCGACCCAGGUAUCUUGGUCAACAUCUACGCCGCCCUUGACUACACUAUCCCUGGUCCAGCUAUGUACAACGCUUCCGGAGCCGGCGCCGCCACCGGAGCCGCAUCUGCAUCAGCCACCUCCGCCGCCGUUGUUGCCACCAGUGCCGCCGCUAGCUCUGUCGUCGCCGCUACUUCUGCCGCUGUUUCUUCCGUUGCAGUUUCAAGCGCUGCUGGUGCCGUUGUAUCCACAACUGCUUCCCCAACCACCAUGAUCACAUCUGUUGCUCCAGCCGCUACAUCAGCCGCUGCUUCUGAUGAUGACGAGACCUGUGACGCAUAAGCGUUUUGAGUACUUUGCUCACACCCGGAGGAGAUUGAUUUGGAUGAAUAAACGAAAGUUUAUUUUCAAUGUAUAUAUACCUUUUUUGAAUAGGAGACUCUUUCUGUAGUCUUUCUAUUACACACAUACAAACUAGCGUUUAGAAAUGAUAGAAGUUUCA